This is a messenger RNA of Histoplasma mississippiense, 1515 nucleotides long. RefSeq lists its product as hypothetical. Gene Ontology annotation, molecular function: zinc ion binding; RNA binding. The record is from RefSeq and is a predicted model, not a curated record. The coding region runs from base 1 to 1515 and encodes 504 amino acids. The transcript is spliced from 3 exons. Gene Ontology annotation, cellular component: spliceosomal complex; nucleus. Gene Ontology annotation, biological process: mRNA splicing, via spliceosome. Lineage: Eukaryota; Fungi; Ascomycota; Eurotiomycetes; Onygenales; Ajellomycetaceae.
AUGAUAAUAGAAGAUCAGCGAUUUAUCCAUGAAGAUCUAGAGAGACUUGAGCAGGGGAUCAGUGAUCGAGUAGCGGACGAGCCCCGUAAUAUCCGAGAGCGGUUAAGCCGAGACCACCAGAUUGCAGGUUUCCUUAAUCGAAUCCAGCAACAAUCGGAAAGACUCCUGGAUAUUUACAAAGAUGCGGAAGGACUGCGAGCAAAGGAGGUCCAGGCCAUCUCAACCGGUGAGCCUUUUGAUGAAUUCUACAAACGUCUAGACGACAUCAAAGAUUUCCACCGACGAUACCCUAACGAGCAUGUUGAAAAUCUCGAGCGAGCAUACAAGAGAAGGCAUCCGGGGGAGAGUGAAGGGUUUGGAAUGGAAGUGGAAAAUAUGUUUACCGGAGAAGAAUCGUAUGGCCAGUUUUUCGAUCUCACGAAACUCCAUGAGGACUACCUCAAUCUACCAGGCGUGAAACGGCUCACAUACCUACAGUACCUUGACCUGUUCGACGCGUUCACACAACCUCAGCUACCCAUCAAGCGAAGCAACAAGCUCACUGAUAAAUAUUUCCAAUAUGUCGGUGAUCUUGCUGCGUACUUAGAGAGCUUUAUAAAGCGAGUUAAACCUCUGGAACCUCUUGAAAAGCUUUUUAAUGGUUACGAUGAAGAGUUUGAAAAGCUAUGGCAAGAAAGCAAAGUUCCUGGCUGGGAAGACGAAUCCACAACGGAAACCUCGUUUGUCCCGAAGACUGAAGGAACAGGUGAAGGAAUUUGGUGUACAGAUUGCGAGAGGGAAUUUAAAAACGAAAACGUAUACAAAAAUCACCUCACUGGGAAGAAACACAUCCGCGCUGCGGAGGCCCGUAAGGCUUCUGGAACUGCCAUCAAUGGCUCAGCACCCCGAACAAGCGGCGACGCUACAGUUCGUCGCUUGAAGGAGCGUGCAAUCGCGGAAAGAGAACACCGUGUUCGAUCGCUGGCCACAACCCUUAAGGAAGAGAGGAAUGCCACGCGCAUUAAUGUGGAGCGGAAGCAGGGAAUGACGGAGAGAGAGCGGCAAAUGGAGCUCGAUGCGCUGUUUGCAGAGAGUGCAGAGCCACCUGGGAUCCGUCACGGCGAUUCUGAUUCCGACAGUGAUAAUGAGGAGAGGAUAUACAAUCCCCUUAAGUUACCGCUGGCUUGGGAUGGAAAACCAAUCCCCUACUGGCUAUACAAGCUGCACGGCUUAGGGGUGGAGUUGCCAUGUGAAAUUUGUGGUAACUUUGUCUAUAUGGGACGACGCGCGUUUGACAAACACUUUUCAGAGGCUAGACAUAUCUACGGACUAAGGUGCCUUGGAAUCACACAGCAAACCAGUUUGUUCCGAGAGAUCACGAAAAUAGAGGAAGCGCUGAGACUCUGGGAGAAGCUUGAACAGGAUCGGAAGAAGGAGAAGGAGUCUCGAGAAAACGUGGUGCAAAUGGAGGAUGCUGAAGGAAAUGUGAUGCCAGAGCGAAUUUAUCUCGAUCUCCAGAAGCAAGGGAUCCUGUAA